This is a messenger RNA of Suncus etruscus (white-toothed pygmy shrew), 2484 nucleotides long. Its product is annotated as dentin sialophosphoprotein-like. The record is from RefSeq and is a predicted model, not a curated record. NCBI's taxonomy places the organism in Eukaryota, Metazoa, Chordata, Mammalia, Eulipotyphla, Soricidae. Bases 1 to 2484 code for a protein of 827 amino acids. The transcript has a single exon.
AUGACCAAGGUUAGUAGAAGGAAGGAUGAGGGUGGCAGGAAGAAGGGCAAAUCUAAAAAAUAUCAGAAGGCAAUGGAUCAUCUCAUGGGGCAGUGCCAUGAUAUUGAGGUGAACAUCACGAACCCCAAUCAGCAGUUCCAUGCUGUCCGUGGCAAUAGCUCCAAAAUCAACCACCUUCAGAAAAGUUACUAUCGCUGUUGGUGGCACUGGCGCUGGCAGUGGCAGUGGAGGUGGCGCUGGCCGUUUGGGCUAACUGUCAGAAGAUGCCGUUAUCUGAGGUUAAGGAGGAAGAAAGCCCCAAGAAAGAGGAAGGCGGCAGCAGCCCAAAUCUCCAGCCAUCACAGACACGGGGGCUCGGCUGAGUCUCCCAGUCAAGAAAAGGUAGAGGCUGAGGGCUCCCUUGUUUUGCAAAUGUCUCCUCAGCAAAAAAUGUGCAGACUUGAGUCGGCUAUCCACCUUCACAACGCCAGUGCCAAUGACUUUUCCGGGUCACCAGAAUACCAGGGCAAGGAACCCAUGGAAGGGACUUCAGCAGCAGGAGCCUCUGUGGAUGCCCAGAAGUGCUCCCUGAGCCUGCUGCCCAAAGGCGACCUUGUCCUGGAAGAUGAGCCAACUAAAGAUGCCAAUGAGAUCUCAUGCAUUUCUCCAGAGGAAUCCCACGAAGGUCCCAGAUGCAGACAAUGCAUCAUUACCACGGAAGAAGGCGACUUUGUCAUCCAGUUUGGAGACUCUGACCCGGCGGACACUGUGCAAAGCCAGGCUGAGGCCUCUGAUGUGCUCCUGGGUUCCUAUGCUGCAAGGAUCGACAGCUACAGUGCUGCUGAAGGCUCCAUUAUCACUAUAGAUUCUGACACAACCGAUGACUCUGCAAACAGGCAUCGUGGCUCCACCCCCAGCUUUGCAGGUUCAAGUGCAGCCACAGAUUCUGAUCCCACGGAUGACUCUGCAAACUGGCAUCGUGGCUCUGAUGCCAAUGAGAUCCUGGGCUCUGCUCAGGAGGAAUCCCAGGAAGGUUCCAGAUGCAGACAAUGCAUCGUUACCACGGAAGAAGGUGACUUUGUCAUCCAGUUUGGAGACUCUGACCCGGUGGACACUGUGCAAAGCCAGGCUGAGGCCUCUGAUGCGCUCCUGGGUUCCUAUGCUGCAAGGAUCGACAGCUACAGUGCUGCUGAAGGCUCCAUUAUCACUAUAGAUUCUGACACCUCCGAUGACUCUGCAAACAGGCAUCGUGGCUCCACCCCCAUUGCUGCUGAAGGCUCCAUUGUCACUAUAGAUUCCGAGACAACCGAUGACUCUGCAAACAAGCAUCGUGGCUCCACCCCCAGCUUUGCAGGUUCCAGUGCCGCCACAGAUUCUGAUCCCACGGAUGACUCUGCAAACUGGCAUCGUGGCUCCACCCCCAGUGCUGCUGAAGGCUCCAUUGUCACUAUAGAUUCUGAGACCUCCAAUGACUCUGCAAACUGGCAUCGUGGCUCUGAUGCCAAUGAGAUCCUGGGCUAUGCUUCUCGGGAGGAAUCCCAGCAAGGUACCAAAUGCAGACAACGCAUCGUUACCACGGAAGAAGGUGACUUUGUCAUUCAGUUUGGAGACUCUGACCCCGAGGACACUGGGCUCAGCCAGGCGGAGGGCUCUGAUGCCAAUGAGAUCCUGGGCUCUGCUCAGGAGGAAUCCCAGGAAGGUUCCAGAUGCAGACAAUGCAUUGUUACCACGGAAGAAGGCGACUUUGUCAUCCAGUUUGGAGACUCUGACCCGGUGGACACUGUGCAAAGCCAGGCUGAGGCCUCUGAUGCGCUGCUGGGUUCCUAUGCUGCAAGCACUGACAGCUACAGUGCUGCUGAAGGCUCCAUUAUCACUAUAGAUUCUGACACCACCGAUGACUCUGCAAACAGGCAUCGUGGCUCCACCCCCAGCUUUGCAGGUUCCAGUGCCGCCACAGAUUCUGAUCCCACGGAUGACUCUGCAAACUGGCAUCGUGGCUCUGAUGCCAAUGAGAUCCUGGGCUCUGCUUCUCGGGAGGAAUCCCAGGAAGGUACCAAAUGCAGACAAUGCAUCGUUACCACAGAAGAAGGCGACUUUGUCAUUCAGUUUGGAGACUCUGACCCGGAGGACACUGGGCUCAGCCAGGCGGAGGGCUCUGAUGCCAAUGAGAUCCUGGGCUCUGUUCGGGAGGAAGCCCAGGAAGGUUCCAGAUGCAGACAAUGCAUUGUUACCACGGAAGAAGGCGACUUUGUCAUCCAGUUUGGAGACUCUGACCCGGUGGACACUGUGCAAAGCCAGGCUGAAGCCUCUGAUGCGCUCCUGGGUUCCUAUGCUGCAAGGAUCGACAGCUACAGUGCUGAUGAAGGCUCCAUUAUCACUAUAGAUUCUGACACCUCCGAUGACUCUGCAAACAGGCAUCGUGGCUCCACCCCCAGCUUUGCAGGUUCCAGUGCCGCCACAGAUUCUGAUCCCACCGAUGACUCUGCAAACUGGCCUCGUGGCUAA